Molecule: messenger RNA, 974 nt
Organism: Anopheles cruzii
Lineage: Eukaryota; Metazoa; Arthropoda; Insecta; Diptera; Culicidae
Gene: mRpL19
Product: 39S ribosomal protein L19, mitochondrial
Exons: 2
Coding region: 1-942 (313 amino acids)
Biological process (GO): translation
Cellular component (GO): mitochondrial large ribosomal subunit; ribosome
Molecular function (GO): structural constituent of ribosome
Source: RefSeq, a predicted model, not a curated record
AUGAAUUGCAUUAAAAGCUUCGGGGGCCCUCGUGGCGUUUGGUUGUUGCGGACAUUCCGUAGAAUAGACCACCCGGUACGCACUGCGGCCGCCAGAUGUUACUCAACCAAACCGGCACCGGCAACGACGAACAGCAAACAGCCAUCGACAGCAUCCGGCGGUGCCGCCGCGCCCGGGGAGCGAAAGUCGAUCAUCCCGCCCAACUACCGGCACGUGUACCGGGAGUUUCUGCCGGACCCGAAGCUCGAGUGGCGCAAUUCGUUGCGCGAAAAGCUUGAACGCCGCGACAUGCUCAGUCGGCGGGCCAACAUCGACAUACCGGAGUUUUACGUGGGCUCCGUGCUCGCCGUGACCGCCUCCGACCGUCACGCCGAAACCAAGACGGCCCGCUUCGUGGGCAUUUGCAUACUGCGCGAAAAGUGUGGCCUCCGGGCACGGUUCAUUCUGCGCAAUGUUAUCGACCACCAGGGCAUCGAGAUCAGCUACGAUCUGUACGAUCCGACGCUGCAGAAGAUCGAAGUGCUGCGGCUCGAGAAACGGGUGGACGACCAGCUGAUCUACCUGCGGGAUGCGCUCGACGAGUACAGCACGUUCGACGUCAACAUGGAACCGGAAACGCUGCCCGACGGGGCACCGGUGCCGGUGAACGACCUGAAGGUGGUCCUCAAACCGCACCCAUGGUACGCGCGCUGGGAACGCCACAACCUGCAGGGUGUGGCCAACAUGGCCGAGCACACGAACGAGCGGCGCCGGGUGAACGCGGCCCGGCUAGCGACUCCGUGGGAGAAGUACGACCUGAUGAAAGAGUACCGCCGCUCGAUCCCGGAGGAGGAACAGAAGGAAAUCUUCACCGAAGUCUACUCCACGCUUCACUCGCAGGAGCUGGCCCAGAAGAAGAUGAAACGCAAACGCAUCUUCGUGAAACCGACCAAACUGGCCUAGUUCCGUCGCCGCCGUACAUAGCAAAAUAAAGU